Dimorphilus gyrociliatus is the source of this 1061-nucleotide messenger RNA. NCBI's taxonomy places the organism in Eukaryota, Metazoa, Annelida, Polychaeta, Dinophilidae. The record is from the annotation of a GenBank genome assembly.
GGCAGAACCGUCAAUCGUUGCGGAACAAGUGGAUUUAAUAUAUCAAAGUUAUGCAUUCUGUCCGUUAUGAACCGUACUGUAUGCCUCAUCGUAUGCCAGCAAUGUUUCGCGAUUAUCAAUAUAGUCAACAACAGAUGAACGCCGUAGUUCAGGUGGAAGAUCUGCCACCGUAUGGGUCUUUGGAAGAGUUGUUGCAGUCAGACUGCACCCCGCAAUUUCCGCCCGCCAACCUCGACAUUCCUGAUAUUAUGACGGACAAUUCGACUGUGGAUUGUCAACAUACCCAUAUACAAGUUCCGCUGAACUCUGGUUACUGUACUGAUCAAGUAGCUACAGGACCUAACGUCGGCGUAUCCCCAGCAACUGGCUCAAUAAAUGAACACAACGACGGAAUUCAUCCACAAAUGUCGCAAAUGCAACAGGGUGUUGCCGCGGUGCACAGACGUGGAACAACGACUAGUAUUGUGGUAAAGAAUAAAGUGAAAACGGCGAGUAAGAAGAGGAAGAAACGAGAUCCAAACGAACCGCAAAAACCCGUUUCGGCUUACGCGCUUUUCUUCAGAGAUUCUCAAGCGUCUAUUAAAACUCGAAAUCCUAACAUGUCAUUCGGCGAAGUUUCAAAACUAGUCGCUCAUAUGUGGGAGGAUUUGGAUGCCGAUAGCAAAGCGAUGUACAGAAAAAGAACGGAAACUGCCAAGAAAGAAUACCUGAAACAAUUAGCUGCGUACAGAGCCAGCUUAGUAUCGAAGGGUCCUUUGGAAGGAGAGUCAUGGUCGGGAGUAAGUAGUGGGAGCAGCGCCGACGGCAGUCCACCGCCAGUUUCCACAACUUAUCUAUCAACGCCGUCGAUCGCCAGCCCUUUACCGAGUCCUCAGGCCUAUGGGGAACAAACAGUUAUGCCAUCUGGCGAACUAAUGUGUGUCCGACAAGGAUGUAAAAAUGGAGCUAUACAUGAUCCUGCUUGGGACAGAGACUAUUGUAGCAACGAAUGCGUCGCAACGCAUUGCCGCGAUGUUUUUACGCAGUGGGUGGCUCGUCAAAAUCAAACUUCUGUCAAAUAG